Messenger RNA from Scomber scombrus (Atlantic mackerel), 1846 nucleotides. It is a transcript of the gene polr3c, whose product is annotated as polymerase (RNA) III (DNA directed) polypeptide C. NCBI's taxonomy places the organism in Eukaryota, Metazoa, Chordata, Actinopteri, Scombriformes, Scombridae. The transcript has 13 exons. Gene Ontology annotation, molecular function: single-stranded DNA binding. Bases 54 to 1700 code for a protein of 548 amino acids. Gene Ontology annotation, biological process: DNA-templated transcription. The record is from RefSeq and is a predicted model, not a curated record. Gene Ontology annotation, cellular component: RNA polymerase III complex.
AUGUGUUUAGUCUCCAAGGAUCGUCCGUGGCCAGGAGCUUGUGUGUCGGAAAGAUGACUGCUCAGGAGGUGCGUCUGUGUGGUCUUCUGCUGCGGGAGCACUUUGGAGAGGUGGUGGAGAAAGUAGGAACGCAUCUGGUCAAAAAUGGAGCACAGAAUUUAAGAACCAUCAUACAUGAGACUGGCCUCUCGCUGGACCUGAUAAAAAAGUCCCUGUGUGUGCUCGUGCAACAUGGCGUCUGUGUGUUCAGAUCAGGCCGCAGAGGACCUGGAAGCCCCACAGAGUAUCGGACUUGCCCUGAUCUGAUUCUACGAAUUCUGCGUUACCCACGUUACAUCUACACUGCCAAAACCCUAUACGGUGACACCGGAGAGCUAAUCAUAGAGGAGUUACUGCAGAGAGGUCACAUGACCAUGAGCGGUACUGUGAAGACUGUUGCUGACCGGCUCACACAGAACAUGGAGGAGGGACGCAGUAUGGAUUACAAUGAAGUGACCUCUGCCUUUUCCAAACUGGUGGAGACCCAUUUUCUUCAGCGCUGCCCUCCAAUGGCAGCAGCAGCAGCAAAAACAGACACUGCUACCCCAGCGACUCCCGCUACCCCUGGUACUCCUGCUGCCCCUGUUAGCACCACCCUGCCCACACCAGAGAGCUUCCCCGACUGCUACAAGGUGCCUCAUGUGACUCUCAUAGGGCGAGGCAAACGCCAACUCUCCACUGAGGAUGGAGAAGACCAAAGGAAUGCAAAGAGGCCAAAGUUAGAUACAGAAAAUCAUGGUGAUGAGGGGAUUUACUGGCAGGUGAAUUUUGAAAGGUUCCAUCUCCACUUCAGAGACCAGGCCAUCAUCGGUGCCGUAGCCAACAAACUGGACCAGACUAGCAGUGAGAUAGUGAGGACUAUGCUGAGGAUGAGUGAGGUGACGACCUUGCCCACAGCCACCUGCACAAAGCCUCUCUCAGCCAAUGAGAUCUUCAAGUCCCUCCCAGCCACCUACAACAUCCCCAGACCCAUCUUAGACCAGUACCUCACUCUGCUGGUGGAUGACCCGAUGGAGUUUGUGGGGAAGGCUGGUGAAAGCGGAGGAGGGAUGUACGUUGUCAAUCUGAACAGAGCACUGGCCAAUCUAGCACGGGCCACGCUUGAGUCUGUGGUACAAGAGAGAUUUGGAUCCCGGUCUGCGCGCAUCUUCCGUCUGUUGCUAAGGAAACGUCACCUGGAGCAGAAGCAGGUGGAGGAUUUUGCCAUGAUUCCAGCCAAGGAGGCCAAAGAUAUGCUCUACACACUGCUCUCACAGAACCUGGUCCAGCUACAGGAAAUCCCAAAGACUCCAGACUACGCUCCCUCUCGUACCUUCUAUCUUUACACCGUCAACCAGCUCCCUACUGCAAGAAUGCUGCUUCAGAACAGCUUCAAGACUGUAGCAAACCUCAUCGAGAGACGCCUAUUUGAGUCCAGUAACAGCAAGCGUCUGCUUGAGAAAUCCCAGCGAAUAGAGGCAAUCCUGGCAUCUCUGCAGGCCAGCGGAGCCGAGCCAGAACAGCUGACUGAGGUUGAGGAGAUGAUCACUGCUCCUGAAAAGCAACAGCUGGAGUCUUUACGGCUUCACAUCAACAAGUUAGAUUCAGCAGAGAACCAGGUCGAUGAAACCAUCUUUCUGCUAGAAUCUUACGUCAACUCCACCGCCACAUCCACAAGCUGAGAGUCAGAUGUACGAGCAUCAAAACCUACAGAACAUAGUGUUUUUCCUUUACUUUUUGUGUAUGAAUGCUGACAAGUAUGGCUGUUUUAUAGUAUAUAUAACAACUGCAUUGUUUCAUUUUGAAGCGGAAUAAAAUCUGAAUAGAU